CGGGGUCGCGUUUCCGGUGCCGGUGGCAGCAGAAGGAGUUGAAGCCCAAGUAGCUGGAUUGGUGCGUGUUUCAUUCCAGCUGUAGCACAUUUCAACAGUCUGGCUUGCAGUAGGACAGCAGGAUCCCAGUGGAGAUUGAGACCAUGGCCAAUAGCGAGCGCACCUUCAUUGCCAUCAAGCCUGAUGGAGUCCAGCGUGGCCUUGUGGGAGAGAUCAUCAAGCGUUUUGAGCAGAAGGGAUUCCGCCUUGUUGCCAUGAAAUUCAUGCAGGCUUCUGAAGACCUUCUCAAGGAGCACUAUAUUGACCUGAAGGACCGUCCAUUCUUUGCUGGCCUGGUGAAAUACAUGCACUCAGGGCCAGUGGUUGCCAUGGUCUGGGAGGGGCUGAAUAUUGUGAAGACAGGUCGAGUGAUGCUUGGGGAGACCAACCCUGCAGACUCCAAGCCUGGGACCAUCCGUGGGGACUUCUGCAUCCAAGUUGGCAGGAACAUUAUCCAUGGCAGUGAUUCUGUGGAGAGUGCAGAGAAGGAGAUUGCCUUGUGGUUUCACCCUGAGGAACUGGUGAAUUACAAGAGCUGUGCUCAGAACUGGAUCUACGAGUGACAUGGAAGCAGACCACAGUGCUUGUCCCACCCCAGUUCCCCUCCCUGUCAUGGGCAGGGGCCAGGUCAUAGCAAAUCUAGUUAUUUCUGAGAACUUGCUUUUCAUCUGGAGGGAGGCUCUUGGAGCUGUGGGUGCUCCCUGUACAGUGUUAUGUGCUGUCUAUCAUCAGAUGGAAAUGUUUCAUCUCAAGGAAGGAGUCAUUGAGUAAGGUACUUUGUAUUGUUGUAUUGCUUUGUAUUCUUUUUUCUUUUUCAUGUAUUCUGGCUAACCUAAGCUAAUAGAGAGUGUAAAUACUAUAUAAAUUAUAUUGGCCUGAGAGAUCACACAUACACACACAUUCUUUGCCUGUCCCUCUCUUCCCCCUGCAUUCCACCCACUCUUGGCAUUGAGCCAGUCAACAGCUAUCUGUCAGGGAUCUGCUAGGUUGCCAAGACUGUCCUAUGCAUCGAAGAUUCCCUGGAAAUAAAAGAUACCCUUCCUGCUCUUGAGAAGCUCUCAGGGAUUCAGUGGUUGGGGGAGUGUGAGAAGUUGUAACUACUCCAAAGCAAAAAAGCUAUGUGGAUAGUGGGCCUGGAUUUCUGGGAUGACCUCAAAAGAAGCAGAAGAUAUCUUGUAAGUAGUUUUGAUUUGUUAGGAUAUUGAUUUGGUUGCUUUAAUAGAGACAAGAUGGAAAUUUACUUAUCAUUUACUUAAAAGUUCAAACUGGAGAUCUGAUGUAGAUCACUGUGACUAUAGUUAACAAUACUGUACUAUAUAUUUGAAAUUUGCUAAGAGGGUAGAUCUGUGUUCUCAUCACAAGAGAGAGAGAGAGAGAGAGAGAGGGAGGGGAAGGGAGGGAGGGAAGGAAGGAAGGAAGAGAGAGAAAGAAAGGUAGAUAGAAAGAAGGAAAGGAAAUGGUAACUGUAGGAAGCCAUUGUUAUGUUAAUUAGCUUGAUUGUAUUAGCUUGCAGCUAGAUACAGCCACAGGACUAAGUUCUGGCCAAAGAGACACGAAAAAGUGAAGGUGGUAAAUUCAAGGUUGUACCCUGAAAAGGAAGGGAUAAUCAUACUUCCCUUCCCAACUUGCUGGAAGGCGGAUAUAGGGGUGGUAACCAUCUUGGAUUGGUUGGAGGGAACUGAAUCUCUGGACCAUCUCAAGGAUCAGAGCCUUACCACCAUCACCACUUCUAUGUACCGUACGUACCUGCCUAGAUGUUUUUCACCCAGUUUUAAUGAGAUGUAAUUGACAAAUAAAAUUGUAAGAUAUUUAAAAUAUACAA
Molecule: messenger RNA, 1861 nt
Organism: Balaenoptera ricei (Rice's whale)
Lineage: Eukaryota; Metazoa; Chordata; Mammalia; Artiodactyla; Balaenopteridae
Gene: NME1
Product: NME/NM23 nucleoside diphosphate kinase 1
Exons: 6
Coding region: 144-602 (152 amino acids)
Biological process (GO): CTP biosynthetic process; UTP biosynthetic process; GTP biosynthetic process
Molecular function (GO): nucleoside diphosphate kinase activity
Source: RefSeq, a predicted model, not a curated record